Messenger RNA from Microthlaspi erraticum, 447 nucleotides. The record is from the annotation of a GenBank genome assembly. Lineage: Eukaryota; Viridiplantae; Streptophyta; Magnoliopsida; Brassicales; Brassicaceae.
AUGUUCUUAAGGAUGACAAUUGCUAGUAACAUUAAGUCUUCCCUUCCGAGUGCAGAUAAAGCUAAGGCUUAUCUUGCAGCCAUAGAAGAACGGUUUAAGACUGCAGACAAAUCCCUUGCUGGGAAACUUAUGGCAGAUCUUACAACCAUGAAGCAUGAUGGCACAAGGUCUAUGCAUGAACAUUGCAUUGAAAUGAUUAACCUUGCGGCUAAGCUGAAGAAUUUGGGACUAAGUGUGGAUGAUUCUUUUCUUGUCCAGUUUAUCCUGAAUUCUUUGCCUCCUCAGUAUGGACCAUUCCAGAUCAAUUACAACGCCAUUGAUGAAAAAUGGACGUCUAAUGAAUUGACUAGUAAGUUGGUUCAAGAGGAGUCUAGGCUUGACCGUGAAGGCAUUAGGGUUGUCAUCAUGUCCAAGAAGCUAAACCUAAAGCUGAAAAAAUGGAAUUAA